AUGAAGAAUAGUUUCUGGAUAUUCUUCUGCAUUAUUUUACCUAUUUUACAGUCUGCAACACUUGCAAAUGAGGAAGACAGGCUCGUUGCUCGCUGGCAUUACAGAGUUCACAUCACCAAUAGCUUCCCAAACAAUGACCAGCCUCUGUACGUCCAUUGUUGGUCUAGGGACGACGAUCUCGGAGAGCACAAUCUUUGGGUGAACAAUGAGUUUACGUUCAGAUUUGGCAAAAACAUCUUCUUUCCUACCCGUUUUGAUUGUGAUUUUAGACAUGGAUCACUGAGUACUCGGUUCCCUAUUUUUCAUAUAGACCGUGAUGGAAGUAAGUGUCGUCGUACUGGUCAAUGUUACUGGUCGGUAAGAGAGGACGGUUUCUACUUCUGUAAUGACAACAUAUGGUGGUACAAACGAUAUGAUUGGAACGGUACAGAGAUUUCAAACUAA
Messenger RNA from Mangifera indica (mango), 444 nucleotides. Its product is annotated as S-protein homolog 24-like. Bases 1 to 444 code for a protein of 147 amino acids. The record is from RefSeq and is a predicted model, not a curated record. The transcript has a single exon. NCBI's taxonomy places the organism in Eukaryota, Viridiplantae, Streptophyta, Magnoliopsida, Sapindales, Anacardiaceae.